This is a messenger RNA of Seriola aureovittata, 4868 nucleotides long. RefSeq names its product amphoterin-induced protein 1-like. Lineage: Eukaryota; Metazoa; Chordata; Actinopteri; Carangiformes; Carangidae. Gene Ontology annotation, biological process: brain development. The coding region runs from base 438 to 1973 and encodes 511 amino acids. Gene Ontology annotation, molecular function: protein binding. The transcript is spliced from 2 exons. The record is from RefSeq and is a predicted model, not a curated record.
AGAGACAGAGAGACAGAGAGAGAGAGAGAGAGAAAGACAGAGAGAGGAAAUGUGACACACCCCCUGCGCUGCUGUUGGCGCCCCUCAGAUCAACUAUCAGAUGGUUUCCUCAUCAGUGAGGACCGCAGACUGGCUUUUCCGGUCAUCUCGAGCUGUGCAGUGAGUUCGCCUGUGAGUCCCGGUGAUAGACAGGAGGGACCAGUGAUCACCGCUGAUCGCUGCUGCCGCCGCCGCCGCUGCUGCUGCUGCUGCUGUGAUGAGGAGGACGACACUGUCCUGUGGCGGAUCAUCUCCAAGACUGGACUGUUGAAGACCUCUCCUCACCUCCACCCUCCACCCACCCCUCCCCCCUUUUCUCUUCGGAUCUUAAGAAAGCGACACAAGCUCCAGGAUUACGUGAACACGUCCAGGCUCCUACAGUUUAUGAUCCUGACAGGAUGGGGGACUCACUCUGCAUUUCCCAUCGUGCCACUGGAGCAGUGCUCAGGAGAAGGAGCUUUAUCACAGUUCUACCUUUUGCUUUACUGUUACCAACAGUGAGAGUCAGUGCACAGUUAAUGGGAAGCCCCCUGGACUGCCACAAGAUUUGUGUGUGCGCCAGCAACAUUGUCAGCUGCUCCAAGAUGAAUCUAACCAACAUUCCCAGCGCUCUUCCACAAUAUACAGCGGUUCUGGACCUCAGCUUCAACUCCAUCACCAGGCUACGUGCUGAGUGGACCCCUGUCACACUCAGCAGACUGCACACUCUGCUGCUCAGCAACAACGGCCUCAAUUUUCUGUCCUCUGAGGCCUUUGUGCAUGUGACAAAGGUUCAGUACCUGGACCUGUCCUCCAAUCGCCUCCACCAGCUGGACGAGCUCAUCUUUGAGCCGCUGGAACACCUGAAGGUGCUGCUGCUUUACAACAACUGCAUCUCUCAGAUAGAUCGCUCUGCUUUCUCUGGCCUCCUCAAUCUGCAGAAGCUCUACCUGAGCCACAACCAGAUCUCCCGCUUCCCCUUGGAGUUGGUGAAAGAGCGGAGCCGGCUGGAAACUCUUAGACUGCUGGAUGUUUCCUCCAACCGAAUCAAAGUCCUGCCCCUGCAUGAGCUUCAGGCUCUGCCCGCCUGGAUCAAGAAUGGUCUGUACUUCCACAACAACUCUCCUCCCUGCAGCUGUGAGCUGUAUGAAGUGGUGGCACGCUGGCACCUCAAGGAGCUCAGCUCUGCCACUGACUUCAGGAGGAACCACACUUGUGUGUUGCCAGGGCCGCAGAAAGAGAAAAUGGCCAUAAUGGAUCUGAACAAGGUGAAUCUGAACUGCAGUGAGGUCACAGCUAUGGAUAAAGAAGCCUAUCUGGAGCAGUUCCUGGUGUUGGACUGUGACACCAGGCAGAGGGACGUGAAGAAGAGCUGGGCGCUGCCUGGAAACAUCCCACUGUCUUCAGCAAACAAGACUGCUGUGAUGCGUCUUGACGGCAACCUCCAGAUUGGGCCCCUGAGGACAGACGACUCAGGGGUCUACACCUGCUUCGCCACAAGUGACUCCUUCAACGAGACACUGUAUGUAACUGUAGUGGUGUUUAAUUCCACCAUGAACGGUGGACUGGAGAACCUAAAAACGGCCUACACCACCCUUGUUGCGUGUCUGGUCAGUGUAGUUAUGGUUCUCAUCUACCUCUAUCUCACACCCUGCCGCUGCGCCUGUUGUCCAGGUCAAGGCCUGGAGAAAAACGAACCCCAAGACAGCCUUCACUCUUCAACCGUCAGCAUCUCUCAGGCACACGAGGAGACGGAGCAAGAGAGAGUGGAAGGCGGAGGCUUCCCCUACAGACAUGUGGGCUUCCUGGAAAUCAAGGACCAGCUGGAGCAGAACGGGAGGUUGAAUCCAAUAGGUGAGGAAGACGAGGAGUGGCAAGGGGACAACAGGGAGAGAAGGAGGUCAGACGCAGAGUCCGUUAGCUCUGUGUGCUCCGAUACCCCCAUGGUGGUGUAAGAGUCAGUGACAGAGCCUGCAGGGUAAGUCAGUGAUGUGCUCGAUCCACGCAGCCGCUCCACAGAGAUUUGAACGUGAGCGAGAUUCAAACGUUAUUAUAUUCCACACAAAGUUAAAGCUUCAGUUGGCCUUCACAGUUGGUGGCACUGUUUCAGUCGCAUGUACUGUUGAUAUUUCAGCGCAUACUCUAUUUAUCUCAUACAGGACUGAAAUUGAAAUGAUUAUUAUUACUUAACAUUGCAAAAGUGGCAUUUGUGAUGACACAGGAAUAACUAUAUUUUUGUGAGGAUACAUCACAAAUUACUCCUUUAAUUAGUUUCACUAGUCUCACUUUUUACCACAGUUAAACUUGGCUUAUCCUGCAAGAAAAUCACUAUGCAAGUAAGUACAUUUUUUAGUUUAAAAUUAUACAAACAGCAUGAAAACAUUUCUGAUGUUAUUCCUCAGUUUAACUUGCCUCUGAAUAUCCUGAGGCUGCACGUUAAAUACAAGUUAUCCAGCUUUUUUAUGCACGGGGGAACCUUGGCACUGCAAAGAUGAGAAGUGUUGAAGAUGGUGGACAGUAGCUGCUGCCUGAAAGAGGAACUCAUUUUUAUCGGAGCUCGCUUAAUUUUUGCUGCGAGUUGUUCAAUAUUUAUGCUUUAUUUUACAUUCCUGUUUGGUUUUGGUUGACCUUUACAGCACGUGAUACUGUAAGGAUUACUCUUAUGCAAUUUUUGUCAUUUUAAAUGAUUCUAGAUUUGAGUGUGAUUCAGUGCAGAAUCUUUAAACUUUGUAUGCAGGUCUAUUUUAAAAGCCAUUUUUGAUUCAACAUAGUUACUGAAGCAUCGACACAAUUUUUGUGAUACACUUUACUUUUGCUGCAAUUCACUUUAUUCUGAUUCUGGGGAAUCAUCAUUUAAAUUUAGUUAAAAUUGUUUCUCAGCACACAUGAACACACACACUGUAGUUGUUACUGAAACUGAUGUCUAGUUUUUACAUCAAUAUAAACAUAAUUAUUGACUAUUAACAGAGAAAUUUACAUGAAAUAUUGAUUUUAAGUUGAGGCAGUUAUUUUAUCUUGAUACAUAGAACCAGGUUGCACUGCAAAACUGCAAAACACAUUUUUAAUAAUUGCCCUCUAAUUGUGAGACAAAAAUUAUGAUCCCCUGAUUGCAACACAUCUGCUUAUUCUCACCAUGAUUAUGUCAAAAGGAAAUUCCUUUCAGAGCACCUGUGUACAAUGUCAUCAGGAACUGAACUUCAUCUGUACAUUAACUUUACCUGAGGUGUCUGCAGAGAUAACACAGCUUCUAACUCAGAAAAAAAUUAAGCAUUAUAAUAAGCUAAAGCACAUUUCAGUAACAUUAACAAACAUUCCACAAGUCGACAAUGUCACACAGCUGUCCGUGCAGGUUUUGUCCCCACACCCAGGUUUGGGAACCUCGUCUCUAGUUCGAACAUCUUGGAAAAGGUUUAAUCAUGUUGAAAAAUACUGUGAUGGCAAUUGUGGGAAUUCUGCUGUGGGCUGUGUUUCCGUUACAGUGAGUCCAGUUUCCGAAAAUAAAAUCUACUGUUAUGAUGCAGUUAAAAUUAAAUGGUGUGUUCAGAGUGAGAUUCAGACCAGUAACAAAUGUAGCUCCUGCCAUAUUGGAUAGUUAAUAGCAGCCAGGAAGCAUUGCCCAGGGGAAACAACUGAGAGCUAAGACCAUCUACUGAAUGCUUCUGGGCAUUAGUGCCCAACCCAGAGCAAAUCAACAAAUGCCAACCAGCCAGCCAGAAGUCUCAUAAACACAGUCAGAAAUAGCAGCUUGUAGCGCCGCCAACACACAGGCUGCCUAACACAGCUGAAAUGUAAAUAUAGAAGUAGCAGUUUUCAAACACGUCUUAAUUUUAGUUCCAUUGCUAAAAUACCUUGAAAUUGUUGAUUUUAGAGGUUCAGAUUAUUAACUUGAAUAAACGCUGUUUUUUUUUUCCAUUCUGUAUGCACACAUACAAAUCAGGAAAACUGAAACUGAAUUUUCUUUAACUCACAAAUAACUGACAUUUUGCUAAUUAAAUUCAUGCUGCUUAUUACAGAUCACACACAUGCAUGAUAAUAUGACAGUGAGGAGACUUAACAGCAAAAUACACCAGUCCCAGAUGAUAGAUGUAGCGAUGGACAGAGCUUUUGUUUUGAAAUAACAAUAAUAUUUUUUAUCCUCUCAGUUCUCAUGGUGCUUUUUCAAAAUAAUGGAGGUAAAUAUACACCUUAACUAAAUGUCCGUACCGAACCAUAAGCUCUGAAUAUCAUCCUAACAUUGUGAGUAUUGUCUAAAAGUAUUAUAAUGUAGCUAUACAUGCUGAGGAAGGUCAUUAAAUGAUAUCUCUCAAACGGACACAUAUCUGCUGUAUGCUAAUGUUGUACAUAUUACUCCUAUAACCAAAGAUUGAGUUACAUACGUACAUUGACAGUUAAUAGCCUACAUGUUCAGUGUUAACAGUCAGUACAGUUAUAUUGUCAUUAGUAUGUUGAUGUUACUUACUGCAUUUCUGUGUUAAGCCACAAACUUAGAGUUUUAAUAUAUGCAAUCCUGUAUAUGGACGUACUGUAUUUCAUUAUUUGUUGUAUAAUAUCUUGUCUGUUCAUGUAUUGUUCCUGCAUUUCAUAAACUACGCAAAUAUGGAAACAUAGAGUGAAUGAUGUCCACUAUAUCCUGCGAGGUGAAGGCAUUAAAUGUGUCACACGGAGCUGCAGUUACAGAUCUUUUAAAGAAUAGAUGACACCACUCUCACAUUUUUAUGUUAAAUAUAAAGCUACAGCCAGUUAGUUUAGAUCAGCAUAAAGACUGGAAACAGGGGGAAAAAACCGUCACAAAGCACAUCUCAUUUGUUUCAGCUGUAUCAAAAAUAAAUUUAAAAAAACAAGUGUAAAAA